GUCUAGUCGCGGUUGUUUGUUUACAUAUCCCCCACGGCCCCCUAUGUAAAGCCGUUAUGACUCAGGUAUGGUAUGAUAUCGACAGAAUUUUUAAAAAUUAUCAUACCCGAGUCCUUAUGACUAAGCUCAAGCACACCUGUUGUGCGAGGUUAGUGAAGACUAACCUUGCAUUUAGUGUGAGUAGGUAACAAACUAACAACAUACUUAACAACUCACAAGUUCUCACAUAAGUCAUUGUCGCAAGUGUUUCUUGCGAGUGGCAAAAUGGCGGCCGUGUGGCUUCACAAGUCAUCGCCAAUGGGCUAUCCAGAUAUAUAAUACAGAUCCGUGCAUGAGCAGCUAUUCGAGAGAGAGAUUAAGCGAGAAUGUGCAGCAUGUGUUGAGGGACAGAUUGUACAAUCUAGGUAGGGGCUGGACAUUAAAUGGAAUCUUACAUGAAAUAAUGUAGCCAGGCUCGAAUGGGAUGUCUUCAGGGCACAGAGUUAAUAGGGUGAUAGGGUUAACAGGUGUAGGACAGAUUAUUUAUUGAUUUAUUUCCUUUCCCCCUAUUUGUUGAUACACAACUUGAUAUGUAUAUGCAUAUAUACAGUAUAUGUGUGUGUGUGUGUGUGUGUGUGUGUGCGCGCGCACAGUACAUACAAUUUUAAGGAUACACACUCCGGAACAGCAGGUGGCGGUAUGCACCUAAAACGUUGGUUGCGUCCCCCUAUAACCACGAAGAAAAAGAGAAGACUGGCGUUGAAAAUGGAAUAGAGGGCUUGACCGGCAACCAACAAAGGUUGGAGAAUAACACAGAAAGGAAAAUAAUAUUUCAAGGAUGCUGGACUAUGGUGGAGAAUGUAAUGUUGUGGAAGCAGCGGAAGGGACGGAAAUGCACUACAAAGGCUGCUAACCGCCGUCAAAACACAAGAAGAAGAACCACACGUGUCGCUUGUAUGUUCUGUGUUGUUUUCUCUCAGAGGACCAUCACGGUUGUACGUUCCAAUUCAUGUCUCAGGACCUGCCAUCAUUAUCCAAGCUUUAACCCAACAUGUCCGAAGCGCAUAAUCGCGUUGGUUGGAUUCAAUCGGACACCCCUUCUGACGCGAUUUCAGCGGACUCCUGCCACAUUGUUCUGGAAACGUCCCCUCCUGACUAUGUGAAGAACAUAUCACAGUAUCUCGAGUGUAGCCAGAAUGAUGCCGUUCCUACUGAACUGGACAGUGAUUCAGGAGACAGCCUGUUUCUAACGCAGAAGCCAGUGCCCGAGCCUGUGAGGACCGUCAGACGCCUGAAAUCAUCACAGCACAUCUUGUGCACCGAGCUAGAGGACAGUGGGGGGCACUCUUCAUCCUCUCACAGUGAUGAUGGCCAAAAGACCAGCAAAAAGAAAAGAAAGAUAGAUCUGCCAAAAUAUAACUUUCCUUUUCUCAAAGAGAGAAAACGGAAGGCCAACAGCAGUCACUUACGAACCCAAAAGAAUAUCAAACUUCAUAAUUAUGUAACGGGAGGCUUCUUUAAAUGUGUACAACUCUGGCAGGGUGCAAGUCAUUUCCAAGCAGCAUUACCAACCGUUGACCAAGUUGGAGAAGACAUAUCGCCACUGUCAGAAAAUGAGGGAGAUGGAAAGUCUGGAGACGAGGACAUCAAAGUGAUGGAAAGAAAGUGUUUUGUGGUCAAAUCCAAAGCAAAGUGCCUGCUACCUUGGUACACACCACUGCCCUGUGCCAAGAAGGGGAAAUGUCAACAUGAAAAAGGAGCUGCUUUUCAACAAAGCCUGAAAAGUGACAUAAUGUCAGCUGGGCUGUCUUUGACUGAAGAGAAAACUUUCUCCACCAGAAAUAAUGAACUCAAUCAAAGACAAACAACAAAGGAAAACAGCAGAAUAAGUAAGAGGCUCCUUUUCCCAGAUGAGUCACAAGACCUUUGUGGUGCUGCAAACUUUGCUGGAAAUGAGCCGGUUGGUCGAGAGAAAAGCCAAGUUGACACUUUGUCUAAUGAGCAACUUUUACGGGAAAGACAAUAUCCCAUCAGUGAAAUGAAUGAUGAGCUAAACAACACCGAGAAGGAAGGAGGAGGAACUGAUUUACUGUCCAGACAGGAAGCGGGUGGGCAUGUUGCGACAUCCGCGCUGCCAGCACUUUGUAAAGCGGCGCUUCAUGAAAACAACGAGAUGGAGAACUUGUCACAUGAUGCCAGCACACUGAGGUCAGAAGAUGCUUGUGUGGGGGAAAGUGACAUCACCUCAAUAAAACAAAAGAAGAAGAAGAGACAGGAAGACGAGAAUACAGCCUUGCGUGACCUCAGCUUGAAAGAAGCUUCCGUGUUUGCUGGAGCGCGAGAGAGCGGGGAACACAAAAGCAAAAAACAAAAGAAAAGCGAAAGAGGAGCGGAGGACGAUGGCGAAGAAUUCUCCUCUUGCACCGCCAGCGAACCUCCGAACGACGAGAGGCGGAGAAGAAAGAAGAAGAAAAAACAAUCACAUGAAAGAUCAGCAGCACUGUUAGAAGAAGCAGAGAGCUGUUUAGACGAGACCACGGCUGCUGCAAAGAGAAAAAAGAAAAAGAAGCACCAUGAUUCAACUCAAGGAGGACAUGACACAAGUGACAAACCCUGUCGUGAUGACGCAACUUUCACUGGAAGUGCAAGAAAGAAGAAGAAGAAGAAGAAGAAGGAAGUCUCUUCCUGUGUAUCUGACGAGGCAUGUAGAUUGAACUCUCCAGACCAGACCCAAAAUGUUGCUGACAAAACACACAAGAUGACCCAACACAAACUUGCUCAACUGGUAACCAAGAAGAAAGAGAAGAAGAAAAAAUCUAGUAGACACUUCCCAGAAGACUGUGGCUCAAGGUGAUGACCCUUUCCUUCCUUCCUUCCUUCCUUGUUGCUGACGCCAAGGUCAUCAGCGAUUUCAAGGCAAACUCGCACCAAAAAGUCAGCUGACCGCCAGAACACAGACGACAUUGAGGGUAGCCAUGUGUCACACCAAUGAUGUCCUUUCCAAUCUGAUUCCAAUUCAGGUGGGUAUUGGCGAUACAAAUCCGAUACCGAUACUUUUUACAAAUGACAAAGUAGUGUAUUUGAUAUCAUAAUAUUUGAUAUGAUAUUGAUAUUUGAUAUCAAUCUAAUGACUUUAUAAAAUCAAUUCUUAAUGAAUUUAAGCCAUAGAUUUAUUUCUUUUAUAUCCAGGUGUUUUACAGUAUAGUCACACAACAGACAAAAUCAUAUCAAAUAUGUGAAAAUGGUAUUUGAAACAAUAAAGAAAGUAAAUGAUUUAUUAUUAAGAACUACACAGCUUUACUCACAAUUCACACGUCUCCGUUUACAAUCAGCCUUCGCUGCAACAGACAAACAUUACCUCAAAUGGUAUCAUCGUAUCGAUAUUUUGAUUUGAGAAUUGAUUUUAGAGCAUGAAGAGCUGUUAUCAGAAGUAUCUAUUUCGGUAUCGGUCUGCACAUCGCUAGCUGAGGGUAGCGUGGUAUCAGCUGCUGUCUGAAACAGUCAAGGUGGGCCUGGAGGACAGGAAGAGGCGAGAUGACACCCUGCUGGUAAGAACAGCUGGUUUGGAACGCUUGCAACCCAACGAGGCUGUGCUGAAAAUGGAAAAAGAAGAUCCACCAUCACCUUGCAUUAAAAAAAUACUAAUGGAAAAAAUGCACCCGUCCUCAUCACUGAGUGAAAAUGCUGAAAGCGCUCAUGGUGGCCGCACUUCCUAUCAGGAAAAACGAGACGCAGACAUGACGUGAUUUAACACACGAAGAGAGGCAACAAAAAACACAGUGCAUGACGGACUUAACGGGGAGAUGAGGUCAGCCAUCAGGGCCAGCAAAGCCUUCUCUGCUGGCAUCAGCACCAUCACAAGCACUGACUUACAUUUACAACUUCAGUUCUAGGAUUUGUACCGUUAUGUCAGUUUCUGUGUUGCCAUGUCAAAUUAGAGCCAGUGGUGCUGGCUCAUGUCACUUGACCAAUGUUCGCAAUGAGGCUGUUUCUUUAACCAAUCACAUUUCAGAUUGGCAUUUGCACCCAGAACCGCCCACAAUGGCUGAUGAAAGAGGAGGAGAAGAAGUUGACUUGGUGUCGGACUUUCUUAAAAUUCCAUUUUCAAGGCAGACUUUUCCAGGAAAAAAAGAGGUCAGUCAACCCUGAAGCUAGCUAGCUAGCUUUUCUUAGCCCAGGAAAGGCUGUCUUUGCCACUUUUAGAAUCAAUGCUUUUGAGGAGCUGUACUCUCACGGGUUUUGAUGUUUUUGUCAUGUUAUGGGAUAAAGACUUCAGAUGAUGUUGUGUAGCGGGGAAUGUAUUGCAGAAUGAAUCUGUGCGUGAACUCCAGGUGCACUAAGGAAGAGGUCAACUUGUAUUACAGGGACUUUUGCUAAAGCUUUUUGUGUGAAGUGUGUCCCUUACUUCUGCCAAGAAGCUCUGCUUGUGGUAAAGGAAAGAGGUCCGGAUAAGGAGUAAGGUCUGGUAAUCCAAAUCAAUGCUAGUGUUUAGAACCCUGUACAGUAACUUCCUCAAACUACAGUCUUCUGUCUUGUCUUGUUUCUCAGUACUCCGAGACAAGGUUUGCGCUUGUUACCUUUGGCUGAGCCACAGAUUUACAGGCAGCUGCGUAAUGCGGAUAACGGCGGAAACAGGCUUCCGUACUUUAGUAAUAAUGCUGUGGCGCAGAUUUUUUGUGUGUGUGUGUUCUGAAUCCAGGUCAGUUAUUUUGUUUUAUUUUUAGUGUAACAGUGCUCUGUCUUAACAUGGACCCGUUGUGAUGAACUUCCCACCUUCUUUUUUUACUUCCUUGCAUUUCAGGAAACAGUUUCCUGUUAGUUGUUAGUUUUGUGGUACACCCGUGCUAGUAUACGCUAAUGUGCUUUUCCAGAAUUGUGCAUUUGUACUUAGUUUUGUGUGAAAACUUUUUUAUCAACAUAUCAAAGCCUGCAUCGUGUGCACCACAAAUCCAAUGCCUGGGCAAAAUAAAUGAAAUUUGUGAUACAGUCAAUCCCUGCCCAUUAGUGGUUGGGCAUUCGCGUCUUUAAUUGUGGAUUUCUUUUCUCUGCUGUAAAUAGUAAAAAAUUCAUUUUUUUUCGGGUAACUUAAAUGGAAAGUGGUUUGAGAGUAUUACAGUAUCUUCAGGGGAAAGAGUGCUGCAGGUAUGAAUCCACUAGAGGGUGCUGUAUCACAAGUCAGUUCACUCAUCAUUUUCCAGCAGGAAGAUGGUUUGACAAGAUGUGAGAAGUGCACGUUUUGUAAGUGCACCGCUGCAGUCUACACGCCCGUAAUGUCUUCUUAGUGUGUUAAACUCCAUUUAAAAUGCCAGAGACACAUUAUUGGAGUUAAAGGAUCAAAAAUAGGCAUUUUAAGGGUGUGUCAUGGGAGUGUAACCCUCCCAAAUAGCAGGGAUCUACUAUACUGUACUAUUGAAGAUAUUGGUCUAAAUUUUAGCACUGAAAGAAGAUCUUGAAGAAACAAAAAGAUGAAGCGUUUUUUGUAUUUGUGUAUUUCUGUCUAGAAGGUACAGUACAUUGUGUACAGUUCCAUAUUGUUUUUGAUACUGUACUGUAUUGUCCAGUGAGAUUGCUUAUUGAAUUAAUAAUGAAGACAUACUGUAGUUGUGGUUUCCUGCAAUGGAAAAGGGAGGCCGCAACGUGCUGUGUGCAACCCUUGUAGUUUCACGCAAAGUAAAGCUGCACUGUUAAGCGAAGCAGAGCUUGAAAGUCAUUGCUAAGGUUAAUAGGUAAGGCUGUUCUCCUGCGGGAGGGCAAACAUUGUCUGAGAGUUUGUCAUGACAAAGUAUGCACACCGCUACAACCUUGAAAACACGAGUUAGAGCAAAGAUUCUGCUUGAAACAAUAAUGCUGGGUUGGGAUUAUAUGCCUCAAAUGCUAUAGCAGGGGGGCCAAACCUUUCCCAACGAGGGCUGCCUACGGUAAAGUCAAAGGAUACGGGGGUCACUUUGAUAUUUGACAAAAGAGCUUUGUGUCACAGGUGAUAAAGUGUAUUAUUCCUUUUUCCAUUUUUGCUGUUGGUUUUUGUUGUCUUUUUUUUUUCUUCAUGACACUGUGACUUGAUUCCCAUAUUUGAACUUUAUUCUCGUAAUCCCACAACUUUUUC
Dunckerocampus dactyliophorus (ringed pipefish) is the source of this 6082-nucleotide messenger RNA. RefSeq lists its product as uncharacterized. The record is from RefSeq and is a predicted model, not a curated record. Lineage: Eukaryota; Metazoa; Chordata; Actinopteri; Syngnathiformes; Syngnathidae. The transcript has 6 exons. Bases 1031 to 2833 code for a protein of 600 amino acids.